UGUUUGGUGUUGGAGUUAUUUCACAGAGUUGAUCAUCAGUGUUAAAAAAACUCCAAACAGACGUAAUUAGACUCCACCCACGCAUUUCCGAUCGUCCCUGGUGAAAUCGAUGAAGACGCCGCCAUUAUCCUCGUGUGGCUUUGAAAGGUGAAAUGUUGGUCCAGAUCAAGUACAAGCAACAGCAGAAGUAUGUGAAGCUGGAUUCCAUUGAAGGGAGAUUUGACUUCAUGCAAUUUCACGCUAAAGUCAUUGAGAGAUUUUACUUGCCACCUGAUGCAAAAGUUACAUACAAGGAUGCAACAGGGACCGAAGUUGAUGCAGAAAUAUUCAGCGAUCUCAUUGGACAAGGCAAUGUGGUGCUGACUGUUUUCUCAAAUGAUGAAUUUUCAGACUCUUUGUCUUCCAUAUCUGAGACGUCUGACAGUAGCAACUGUUCAAGUGCAUCAACUGUAAUCUUAGAUGAGGUCCCUAACAAGAGACAAAGAAAAGAGGACACAUCUGCACUGUCUGCAAAACAGUUGGUCGAGGAUGUUCUAAAGUUGAAGUCUGGUGGUGAAGCAGUAUUACAGGAGUAUCAAGAAACGGAAACCCUUACAGGUGCCGCAAGACGACAAAUGAUCAACAUACUGGUGGCUCACAUGAUUGAUACACAUGGGCAACUCCCUACUAAAGCUAUCAGAGAACAGUACGCUCUUGGCAUAGUGAUGCUGUUCCCUUCCCUCAGAGAUCCAUAUUCCAAGAAAGGCUAUGAACACUUUUUUGAUGCUGCAAGCAACACAGGAUACAUUGCUUGGCGUAUGAAAACAGUCCACAGGAAGAUUAGACGAGGAUCUUUGCCACUAGACAACCUUCAUGAUGUUUCUCCAGGAGGCCCAAAAUGCCAAAGGGCUACUAAUUGUGAAGGACAACUUGAUGGGGAUGCUUGCAAAGAGGCAAUUUCUUUGCUCAGCCAUACCACAGAGAAGUCUCUAAUAUUCCAAAAGAUGAGAGAGACAUUUCAGUAUCGCCAAAAGCUUGUUAAAGAUUCAGGCUCUAGUGUUGAUAUCCUCUCCACCUUCUCAAGAUUCCUAGAUACAAAGGGCCUGGUUGAUCAAGACUUCACUCUCCUGUUUGACACCGAGACAUCCUCCAGGCUACUUCAGAAGUGGGACACGUUCUUCAGGCCAAAUGUCAUUAAAGAAGCCAAGCAACUUACUUCAACAGCAGACCUGAGUCAGUUGUUGCUCUCAGCAGAAUGGCCUAACAGUAGUGACCUUCAUGAAACAAUCUACGAUCAGGAAAUGGCAUCCCUUCUUCUACUGAUUCAUCUCCUUCCACCAUCACCAGGAGGACUGAAGUCUCCAAGAAUCAGUGCAUGUGAUGCUGCUAAAAGACUUGUAGUCUUUCAUAAGUCAUGCUGCAGUUUGGAGGAGCACCUCAACAACAACCAGCGUCAGCAUCCGUACCUCCUUGCUGUUGGACGCCAGAAAAGCAAGAUUGAGUGCUUCUACAUCGUCUUGGAUAAGCAUCUCAUCCCAUGCCAGGCAAACCGCUCCCUUGGAGCUUUUGAUGAACUUUUCAAGGCACAUUUUGUGUUCAAUUUGUGCUAUGAUAGUGCACUUAUGAACUUUUACACAUUCCUGCAGACAACAGUGUAUAACAUUGAUAUAGGUCAGAUGAAGGAGUCUCCCAGGGUUAGAGAUUUGAGAGCCAGACUGCUUAACCAGACAGUAACCUUAACUUAAAGCCGUGCAGUAUGAUGUUGACAUAAUGCUGAUCUGUUUUAUUUGUCAAAAAGAGCACCCAGACAGUCAACGGUUGAUUUCACAUUUGAGAGGUGAACAUAGUUAUUAUCCUGGAUAUAAGUUCAAAUUAAUUUGUUCUCAGCAAGGUUGUAGGCAUCAGUUCCAAACAUAUGCAGGUUUUCGUAAGCACCUCAAUAGUGUUCAUAGCAGUGUUCAGCUGAUUGCUCCAACUUCAACUGUUGGAUGUUCCGCAAAUGAGCCAGUUGCAAGCUCAUCUUAUGCUUUGGAGGACGUUAUGAAUCCCCAGCAUCUAUCUCCUUCCAGUGCUUUAUCUGAUAACAAUGAUUCAGGGCUUACUAAGAAUUCAGCUAAAGGAUUGUGUGAAUCCAUUGUGGCCAAAAUACAAGCAAGUGGGAUUCCAAACAGUUUGGUGUCCUCAAUUGUGGGAGAUUUAGAGGAACUAACAGAUGAGCUUAACUCGCAGGCAAAGCAUAACAUACUUUCUGCUUUGCCUGCAAAUGACCCCUACAAAACUGUAAUAAAUGAAUCUUUUGAAAAAUUUGAAAACCCAUUCACAAAUCUGAAUACAGAAUGGAAACGGAAUAAAUACUUUAAAGAAAAAUGGGGAGUUGUAGAGCCUGUUGAGAUAACACUAGGUGUGCGGUAUGACAACAAAUUGAAUAAGAAAUCUGGUACUUAUGACCAAGUACCAGUGAAGGAUACUUUUAUAUAUGUGCCAAUUUUAGAAACAUUGAAAUUCAUGUGUAGAAAUCCAGACAUUUGUGAUCUCCUAAGGAAAGAUUGUAGAUCAGAGCCUGACACUUUUACAGAUUUUAGCGAUGGAAGUUAUUUUAAAUCCCACCCUUUAUUUACAACAAAAAGACAUGCAUUACAAAUUCAAAUAUACUAUGAUGAUUUUGAAACAGCUAACCCCCUUGGCUCCAAACGUACUAUCCACAAAAUUGGCUGCCUUUAUUUUAUUGUAAGAAACUUGCCCCCAAAAUUUAACUCCGUUCUGAUGAACAUUCAUUUGUUAGCACUUUUUCACACACAAGAUGUAAGCAAGUACGGUUUUGAUGUUAUACUGGAACCGUUGAUAAAUGAUAUUAAGAUACUUGAAAGCCAAGGAUUAAGUCUUCCAUUCUCAGAUGAGCAGAUAUACGGCACCAUCGCACAAAUCACUGGUGAUAAUCUAGGGAUGCAUUCAAUUCUUGGUUUUAAUGAGUCAUUUAGUAGCCAUCAUUUCUGUCGCCUUUGUUUAAUUGAAAAGAAUGAUUCUCAAACAGUAUACAGUGAGGAUGAUGCUAAGGUGGUUCUUCGUGGAGAAGAAAUUUUUGAAAUACAUUGCAAGUCUCUCAAGGAAAACCCACAAUUGAGAUCACUAUAUGGUUUGAAAAGAAAUUCCACAAUUAAUACACUUAAGUACUUUCAUGUUAGCAAUAACUACUCAUUUGAUAUAAUGCAUGACCUUCUUGAGGGUGUGGCUCAAUAUGAAAUUAAAUUGCUUUUUGGACAUCUCAC
Molecule: messenger RNA, 3245 nt
Organism: Misgurnus anguillicaudatus (oriental weatherfish)
Lineage: Eukaryota; Metazoa; Chordata; Actinopteri; Cypriniformes; Cobitidae
Source: RefSeq, a predicted model, not a curated record